AUGAAAGACGACAUUCUCAUAAACAGAUGUCAAGCUAAAAAAGAGAUGGAAUUUUACUACAAUGAAAUUGAAAAAACCAAGAAGCAUAAUGACAUUUGGCAAGAGAAAGUCAAAACUGUGCAACCAGAGUAUAAAGAAGUCAUGGGUCAACUGAAGACCAGUGAGAAGAAAAUAGAGGGAAUUAAAACAAUGGAAAUGAAAAUUCUUUUUGAAAAUUCUCGAGAAAAAGAAUUAGAAGAAUCCGAAAAGGAAGCCAGAAAAGUUUUGCUUUUCUUUAUGGAAAUUGAAGAAAAUGCCAGAAAAGUUUGGAAAGCUUCGAAAGAAAGAGUUGAAAUUGAAGAACUGGAAGAAAACACCCUAAGAAGACUUGAAGAAGUAAGGGUCGAAAGAGACAAUUUUGAAGCUGCAACCAAAAAAUUAAUUACUGACUUGGAAGCGGAAUAUACAGAAAAAUUAAAUAUGGUAAAAAUACUACAAGGAGAAAUCAAGCAGACAGUAGAUGAAAUUAAACGAAAAGUUGGAGAUGUAAGGCUAAUGCAGGACAACCAUGAAGAUGAAUGUAUUAAGAAAAAUGCUCUGAUCAAAGAAAAUGAAGAAAAAGCUGAUGAACAAGAGAGAAUCUUGAAUGAAAUCAGCACCAAAUUUGAAUCUUUAUCAAAUCCAUUUAAAGAGAUGGCAUUUCAAUACCAAGAAUGUCUUCAGAAAUAUUCCUCCAUUUACAGAAGACAUUCUCAACAGAAGUACAAAUUGAAUGAAUUGAAUAAAUCCAAAUCAAUAGCAGAAGUAGAGCUAAGGAUACUUUACAAGCAAAAGGGAAUUGAAAACUAUAAGCUGAAUAUUGAAGAAACUGUUCAGUACAACAAAAAUGAAAAGGAAUUGCAAAUAUCACUGAAAGAACUGCUCUUUCAAUUGAAAAAUGAGACCAUUUUAAGAAAAUUCCGUCAGGCCUAUCCUUCCUAA
Molecule: messenger RNA, 960 nt
Organism: Acanthosepion pharaonis
Lineage: Eukaryota; Metazoa; Mollusca; Cephalopoda; Sepiida; Sepiidae
Source: the annotation of a GenBank genome assembly